AUGGGCCAUCUUUCAGCGGCCACGCGAAGCCUCUUGCUGCUGUCCACGGCAGAUGUAGCGCUUGCGUCUAGCCACUCGUCCGCCUCACCACGCAGACAGGCUGCCGAGGGCCCACCGUGGACAUAUGCAAACCAGGGACACUGGACCAAGAUCAGUUCGCGGUGUGGCAACUUCGGGGACCAGUCGCCCAUAGACAUCGCGGAAGCACGAGCAGUGCCAGAACGCGCACUUCGUCUUCAGACGAGUGGACAUGCAUCCACCUUGGGGAGCAUAGUUUGGAACUAUUCCUGGCCCUUGGUAAACGUUCUGCUCGGCACAACUCCGCGGGGGUGGCAGGUUCUACUCCAGUCACCCUUCGACACGACCACGCUCCUGACAUUCAUCAAUGGGAAGCAAUUCUAUUUGCGCCGAAUUGAGUUCACGUCCCCUUCAGAGAACAGUCUCGAUGGGCAAAGUUUCGACAUGGAGAUGCAGCUCGUGCAUAAUGCAGCUGCAGACGGCCAGCUCCUCGUCACGUCUGUUUUCCUGAAGGUGGGGCUCGUGGAGGGCAAUGAGUACCUGAACACGUUUUGGCCGCAGUUUCCGCCUACUGCAAGCGAAGAUGGGGUUCCGGCUCAGAUCGCUAACCCCUUCUACGCUUUGCCAGGAGACAGGUCGCUCUUCGCCUUUAAUGGAAGCUCCACAGUCCCGCCCUGUGGGACAGACACUAUCUGGAUGGUCUUCAAGGAGCCACUGAUGAUCAGUCGAGCGCAGCGAGACCUCUACAGGGCCGCGCUGAACUUGAGCGCCCCUUCGGGAUUCUUGCGCUUUGGAUCUGCACCAGCAGGUGUUGUGCAGCCGUGGAAUGCUGACUUGGGCAUGAACAAUCGGCUUCCGCAACCUCAGGGAUCGCGGCAGAUUGCUUUCUUUCCAAUGUCGAAUCCACCAAGCCAGAUGUCGUUCGACUUGACCAGCGGUCAUUUCUGGGGCUUCUUCGGAAUCGGCUUGCUGCUCUUGUCAGUUUUCAUCGGCUUGAUGGCCUUGAUUUGUUUGCUGUGCUCGGGUGGCGUGCGCACUAAAGGUCGUGCUCGCAGCAAGGAGGUCUAUACCCGCAGCGAAGAGACAGAUGAGGACCGACAGCCGUUGUACAGGCCGGCCGAACAGCCGAUGCAGACGCAGAUGCAGCGCAUGCCGAUGCCAACACAGCCGCAGUGGCCGGCAAGUGCAGGCAGAGGCAUGGCGACGCGACCCCAGAUGCCUCAGAUGUCCGGUGCAAGAGCGCCAAUGAUGACGCAGCCAAUGAAUUUCGCCGGCGCGCCCCAAACGCGCUUUGCCAUGCGCCGCUAA
Symbiodinium pilosum is the source of this 1326-nucleotide messenger RNA. Lineage: Eukaryota; Dinophyceae; Suessiales; Symbiodiniaceae. The record is from the annotation of a GenBank genome assembly.